This is a messenger RNA of Neodiprion virginianus, 8262 nucleotides long. It is a transcript of the gene pod1, whose product is annotated as coronin-7. The record is from RefSeq and is a predicted model, not a curated record. The transcript has 18 exons. Lineage: Eukaryota; Metazoa; Arthropoda; Insecta; Hymenoptera; Diprionidae. The coding region runs from base 353 to 4015 and encodes 1220 amino acids. Gene Ontology annotation, molecular function: protein binding.
AAGGGUGGGGCGGGUGAAUAACUUGCGAGAAAAGGACAGAGCCGGGUAUUCCAAAUUCGAGGCUGAAACGAGUGCGAGGAAGACGAAGCUAGCAGUCGAAAAGGGGAGGUUUCUCGUUUCCGGCUGUCAACGACUAGACGCUGUUAACUGCUAGGUGUUUAUACGUGUUUUUACUACAAAUAUUAUCGAGGAAUAAAGGACACGGUGCGGUUCCACAUCUCGCGAUCAAGAAAGACGGACGUUCAUCUUUUGUCAGUAUCAAACGAUCUUACGAGGCCCUAAAAUUAUUACAUGAGUUAAGUGAACAAUCAUUAGGGGAGAACAGAGUAGCGUAAGCAGCGGUUGAAAAAACAUGGCUUGGCGAUUUAAAGCUUCAAAGUACAAAAAUGCUGCGCCGGUUGUGCCGAAGCCUGAGGCCUGCAUCAGAGAUAUUUCCGUCGGAUCUUAUCAGACCUAUGGAAACAAUAUCGCCGCAUCCGCAGCUUUUAUGGCAUUCAACGUCGACCAUAAUGGAUCUAGUCUCGCUGUUCUUCCACUCGACGACUGUGGAAGAAAGAGUAAAACCAUGCCUCUGCUCCACGCACACACUGACACUGUCACAGACAUGGACUUCUCACCCUUUCAUGACGGGCUGCUGGCGACCGGAUCACAGGAUUGUCUUGUGAAGCUGUGGCACAUUCCCGAAGCCGGGCUUGAAGAAUCCCUGUGCAAUCCUGAAUGCACAUUCUCACAUAGGCAGAGAAGAGUCGAGGCUGUGCGGUGGCACCCGACCGCCGAGCAUCUUCUCACCACAGUUUCCUACACGAACCUUUCACUUUGGGAUGUUAUCUCUCAGCAGGAAUUAUUUUCCAACAACGAACAUGCAGAAGUGAUUCAGUCCCUUAGCUGGAAGCAGGAUGGCACGCUGUUGGCAACGUCCUGCAAAGACAAACAGGUCAGAAUCAUCGAUCCUCGAUCAUCUAGAUGUAUCGUCAAUACAUCCCCUAGUCAUCAGAGCAUUAAAGACUCAAGAAUUGUGUGGCUGGGUGACAAGGACAGAAUAUUGACCACAGGGUUUGAUUCUGCCAGACUGCGCCAAGUUUACAUCAGAGACCUGAGGAACUUGAGCGAACCAGUUAAAACACUGGAACUCGACUGCAGCACAGGAAUACUCAUGCCCCUGUUCGACCCUGACACGAACAUGCUUUUCCUAGCUGGGAAAGGUGACACAACAAUUUUGUACAUGGAGGUAACGGAAAGGGAGCCACAUUUAGUCGAGGGUAUCAGACACAGCGGAGAACAGACAAAGGGUGGUUGUCUUGUGCCAAAAAGAGCUCUAAACGUAAUGCAGGCUGAAGUUAACAGACUCUUGCAGCUGACAUCUAACAUGGUUAUUCCGAUAAUGUAUCAAGUGCCAAGAAAAACUUACAGAGAUUUUCAUGCCGAUAUAUAUCCCGAUACAGCCGGUUGUGUCGCACAGAAUACAGCGGCAGCUUGGAUCAAAGGUCACGAUGCCCCAGUGCCAAAAAUAUCGCUUGAUCCUUCGAAAAGGGAAAAGGGCGAGGAUCCUGUAACGGUACACAAAGGAAACUUAACAACGCUGAAAGAAAAUCAUCAAGAAAUACAAGUAGAACAGCCAAAGUCCAGCAAGACUAUUACCAUCACAGCGCCAAAGGGCUACUCCAAAUUACAGUCCGUCGUGCAAGAAAAUGACAAAAAAAUUGAUCUCGAUAUAAGACAGUGCGAAGAGAUAAUACAGAGCGAAAUCGAGGAUGAAGAGUCAAAGAUACAAAACGGCAGCCAAACUAUACCCCCAAAACCACUGCCUAGAGCAUCAAGAGCUAACAGUAUUUCCGAGGAAGAUCCAAAGCCGGUCGCUAGGCCUCGGACAACGCCAAAUCCUGGAUGCGUAGUUACGCCAGUAAAUCCUAAUGCUGUUGGAGGAUAUAAGCCACGCCUUGGGCCAAAACCAUUCCAAGCGAAAUCCGGAAGCCAAGAGUUCUCCUUUGACAAAGUCUUCUCUGUUCCGGUGGCCCCAAACACUGAGAGCAACGGUCAUCCAACUGAUACCAGUUGUUCAGCGGACAGCAAUACCGAAGCUGACAAAUCUCCGACGUCUGAAACUGAGCAGGUGAAAGAGUCGGAAAAUGGUAAAAGCGACAGCAGUUCAAUGGAAGAAGAUGCCAAUUCCAGCGACUCUGGUUACAAACCAAAAACUCCGAGUACAGCAGAGAGGCGUAAAUUAUUUGAAACCAAAGUUAAGGACGAGUCACCGGAGAACGAAGAGUCGGGCAACUUUGAGCGUGGUAACGUCAACAGAAAUUCCAUCGCAGAAAGACGGAGGCUAUACGAAAGUCGUUCAGUUUCUGUUACCGACGGUAACUUGGCCGAAAAGGCUAUGGGCUCUCCGACCCCUCUAAGAAGGCGGGAUUCUUUUAAGGCUAAGAGCGACGUGAUCAAAGAAGACGAAGUCAAAAAGAUCAUCCCGGUGUUGAGACAGCAGAGCAUGGAUCCUCGGCUCGAGAAACCUGAGCCCGUAACGACACCAACACCCAAACGAACUUCCACUGUCUUCGGUCGAGUAUCAAAAUUCAGGCAUCUGAAAGGAACCCCUGGUCACAAAUCGACUCACAUCGAGAACAUAAGAAACAUCAGUCGACAAAUAUCUGGAGAAUGCGACGGCUUUCAUGCUAAUCCUGACCGAGUUGCUGUUCCGUUGAGUGGACCGGGUGGCAAAAUAGCAGUUCUGGAACUCAAGAAAACAGGUCGAUUGGCAGAUGGAGUAAUGCCAGCACUUGUUCACGGCGCAACAGUAAUGGACUUUCAAUGGGAUCCUUUCAACAAUCAACAACUUGCCGUCGCAUGUGAUGACGGAAUGAUAAGGUUGUGGGAGAUUCCUCCGACCGGGCUUGAAGAGCCAACGAACGAGCCGCGCUCAACGAUCGAAGCUCACGCGGACAAAAUCUACUUGAUCAAGUUUCACCCUCUGGCUUCGAAUGUUCUCGCGUCAGCCUCGUACGAUAUGACUGUGAAAAUUUGGGACCUGACUCCCCUUCAGUCUGGCGAAUCUGCAGUUGCCAAAAUAACUCUGACCGGUCACACGGACCAAAUAUUCAGCCUGGCUUGGUCGCCGUGCGGACAGUAUUUAGCCAGUGCCUGCAAAGACGGUAAACUGCGUGUUUAUAAACCGAGGGAUGGAGAUACUCCGAUCAGAGAAGGCAAAGGACCGGUCGGAACAAGAGGCGCUAGAGUCGUAUGGGCCCUGGACGGAAGAUUUCUGGUAGUCAUGGGCUUUGACAAGGUCUCUGAAAGACAGAUAAUCGUCUUUAAGGCGGACAAUCUAAAUUCACCGCUGAAUACAGUCGGUCUCGAUGUAUCACCCGCCAUAUUGAUGCCGUAUUACGACGAGGACAGUUCUACUCUGUUUUUAACUGGUCGAGGCGAUUCAACGAUAUACGCUUUCGAGGUAACGGAAGAAGCUCCUUACUGUUGCCCACUGAGUCACCAUCGUUGCGCAAGUUUACAUCAAGGAUUGUCGUUCCUGCCUAAAAAUCGAUGCGAUGUGACGAUAGUCGAGUUUGCAGCUGCUCUUAGACUAACCAACAAUACAAUAGAGCCUCUUAGUUUCACUGUGCCUCGUAUAAAGAGCGAGUUGUUCCAAGACGACUUAUUUCCUCCUACAAGAGUCACGUGGAGUCCGACAGUCAGUGCAGCUGAAUGGUUCGGCAAAGCGAACAAACAAGCGCCCAGAAUCAGUCUGAAACCGCCAGGAAUGGACAGCUUGACCGAAAGUCAGGGACAAGGCGUUGUCACUGCUCCGGUAUCUGCGAAGCAGUCAACAGCCUCUACAACACCAUUUGUCGGAGCGACGCAACCGUUCAACAGACUGGGAUGGAAUCCAGAUCUGGCUGGUCAGACAAAGGCAAAACAGGAAGAGAUUCAAAAGUCAGUGAGCAACGUUAUGGGAGAUAUUGUACACCGUUCUUUGGAGCAAGAUCACAUGGAAGGAGUCGACGAACGCGAAUGGGACGAGUGAAUGUGACACGCUCGAGACAAAGUGGUAGGUAACUUAAAAUAAGAGUAAGAGGAAUGUAAGGGAUAAAAAACGCACUCAUAAAGUAAUGUCGCAGUAGAGGGAAAAAAAAUAACAUCAACAAUAAUAAUAAUUGAACUGAUGUUUCAUCAAGAUUCGCACAAUUGGUGUAGCUGAUUCACGCAGCAAUUAUAAUAAUACAUACAUACAUACAUGUUAAUAAUCAAAUCGACAACGCCGAUGAAUGUGUGGAAAUUAUGUCGCGUAUGCAUGUUCUAGAUUAAAAAAUUUAAAUUCCCUAACAGCUUUUGUUCUCGCUAGAUACUCCCGAGCCAUAAAUGACAUAUAUUUCCCAACUUCUAACGGUGAUUUAUAUGGAUUCGAUAUAUAUAUAUAUAUAUAUAUAUAUGUGUACAGGGUGGGGCAUUUAAAGUGAGCAGGGCGACUUUCUCACAAACGAAGCAAAAUCUCAAAAAAAGAUUCAAACGAGAGCUGUAGGGUUUGGAAGGGGACGGAACACAGCUCGUUCGAAUUUUUAUUAAGCGGAUGCGCCAAGGAGAUAUGAAGGUCAGCUUUGGUUUUUUAAAAGGGAUGGUGUAUUUUUUAUUUUUAAAAUGAACAGAGUAUUCAAUUUCGAGUAUAAAAGUAUAAGUACACCAGUUUCCUAAAAUUGACACUCAAUAGGAUAUUUCAAAAAUAAGAAAAAGAUAGAUGUCCGUUCUCCACUUUACGCGCAAUAAAAUUACAAUUUUAUCAAAGCAAAUGUUUGAAAUGAUGGCCAUUAACUUCUAUACACUUCGAUUCCUUUUUUUCGUUGCGACACUUCCGGUUUCUGAAAACAACCGUAUGACUCGAUUUAAAGUUCUGCGGGAUGGUUGACGUCUUUCGGGGUAUCUUUCUCCGUAUAAAUUACAAGCUGCACUAGCGUUUUUAUGCGUUUCGUCAUAAAUGUAAAUCAUGUCAAUCUUCUCGGCAACCGUAUACCGAUCCAUUUUUCAAAAAUAAUAAUCACGAUAAUAGGAGUUCUGAAUGUUACUACUGAGGAAAUUUCUACGACGUGAUGUGAAUACUCUCAAUAACGAUCAUUGAAUAACAUUUGACUACAACUUUGUGUUUUGACCGAUAACUCUUGAUUCGAUUUUCAAAGGUAGCAUGAAGCAUCUAAUGCCUGAAAAAGUUGUUUACAUCACACAAAUCUUAGAGCCAUUGUUUUUCCCGCGUAAAGUAAAAAGUUGAUAUCGAAUCAAAAGUUACCAGUCAAAACACAAAGUUGUAAACGAAUGUUAUUCCUCGAUGUUGUUCGUCGUUAUAUCUUUUUCUUGUUUGUGAAAUAUCCUAUUGAGUGUCAAUUUUAGGAAACUGGUGUACUUAUACGUUUAUAUUCCAAAUAGAAUACUCUUUUCAUUUUCAAAAUAAAAAAUACACCAUCUCAUUUUAAAAACCAAAGCUGACCUUUGUACCUCCAUUACGCAUCCACUUAAUAAAAAUUCGAGCACGCUAUGUUCCGUCCCCGUCAAAACCCUACAGCUCUCGUCUGAAACGUUUUUUGAGAUUUUGUUUCGUUUUCGAAAAAAUCACCCUGGUCACUUUAAAUGCCCCACCCUGUGUAUAUCUAAUAUACGUAAAUGUUUUUCAUUUCAUACUUAAUAUUUUCUUAUCCGCGUCACUCGUGACUCUGAUCAAACCAGUAUUUUUUUCUUUCUUUUUUUUUGUGCCAAUCAAUCAUUUUCCUUGGACAUCAAUUUAUAUUAAAUACUUACUGACACAGUAUUGAUGUACUGUUGGAAGAAAUAAUUCUUAGAGAUAUUCAUAUCAGUUACUACAUUGUCGUAUCGUUAGAAAUAUGUAUUCUAUGAUUUGCAAUUAACGAAUAGAAAAAAAUUUGAAAAAGCAAGAAUAAAAAUACGAAAGAUAUGAAGGAAGAGAAAGGUGCUAUAAGUAUCCAAUUCCAAAUUUAAAGUCCGGUGUUGUUUUUAUAUUUUCAUUUUUGCUUGAAAACUUUAGUUUUCUUUCUUUACUCUUUUUUGCUUUGUACAUUGAACGGUGUGUAAUCGAUACUUGCAAAUGUCCAAGGUAUUAGCGAAUUAUAAUUGUAAAUUCUUUGACAAAUGACUAAGUUUAUGGCAUUAUACUAUACACAUGACAAUUAACAACAUGGCAGUAAUUAUGUUCUUUUUUCACUCAGCAUUUGAAGAUGCGUGAUUGUAGCUCUAGUCCGGGGUGGUUUUAGUUCUAAUUUUACUUGAAUUUUCUUUUUUUGUCGCUAGUAUUGUAUUAUUAGUAUAAUUAUACAUAACUAAAAUUGAAUAACUAGUUUAGGAUUAUCGAAGGCUAUGCUAAAUAUAUAUACCAUAAGAGAAUUCAGUGGACAUAAGUAGUAACAUACGGUUCAAAGGUUUCGGAAUGAAAUAUGAAUUUCAUUCAAGGUCUGAAUAUGAAGGUGAAAAAAAAACAAACAAAGAAAAUAUAACGCAUCUAGCUUUAAGAUUAAUAUUGCUCACCGAUUGCAGAAACUGACCAAUACUAUGCUAUAUUAAAAGAAGUAGAAAAAACGUCGAAAACAUAAAAAAAAAAAAAACAUUAACAGUUUUCUUCAACGUUACUUGAAAUUUUCUGUUGAAAAUGAUAAUUUAAAGACAAACUGUUAAUGCCAGACUGCGGAUUGCGAGCCAAAGUAUUUCAAUGGGAGAACGAAUUUUUUAUACUAAAUUUUACAUCUACUAAUUAAUAUCGUUAUUCUUUUUUUUCUCCCUUAUUUGUCUUCAAUUAUCAAUCGCUCGAAUUUUUUUUUUCUACUUUUCCUUCUCAGAGUUGCCUGAAAUUACACAUUCCAUGACAGAUCAUUAGUUUAUUAUCCUAGAUAAAGGUCUUGAAUGAAGCCGAUUUAAAUUUCACAAUGAUAAAUUAACAUCGGCUGCCAUUAACAAUGGAAUGAAUUGAAACAAUCAAGUUGAGAAUAAAGAUAAAAUGUAAUUAUACGUGACAUUCGAUGUUAUACACAUGGCAGACGGUCGACGGUUAUGAAAAAAAUUCAACGAAUAGCACGGAGUUCGCGUGUAAUGAGUUUUUAUAUAGCAUACAUAAAAAUAACUGAAAGCAAAAAACAAGAAAAUAAAAAACCAAAAAAAUACGUAUAUUAUGCACCAAGUAUUAUACUAAAUACAUAUAAGUAUACCUAAUACAGCAUUUCAUACGGUAUAUUCUGGGUACGUAAUAAGACUCGAUUAAUAAUAAUUAAACUAAUGGUUAAAAAAUAACUACACAAAAUAAAUAAAUACAUAUAAGCCUCCUCAAGGCUUUGAAACUUAAAACUUAAAGUAGCCUAGGUAAUGAUACACAAUACAUACAUACAUACAUACGUAUAUACAUACAUACAUACAUACAUACACACAUAAAUACAUGAUACAUAAUAAACACGAUAAGAAUUUCCAUUUUAUACUUUUGUGCAUUUGAUACAUAUGUGAUUAAUGUGAAUUCAUUUUUCAUACGUUUUUCACGUUAUGCAAAGCGAUGGGAAAAAAAAACUUACAGUUUUUCGGCAUCUGCCAAUGUAUUUAUGAUUAGCAAAAAAAAAAAAACCGUAUCUGCAACGUAAUACGUUUUAUAAUUAUGUAGUGUAUAUAUAUAUAUACAAUAUAUGCAGGCACGUAUAUAUAUACAUAUACUGUGAACAGUAUGUAAUAAUUUAUUAUACACGGUGCUAUGUCCCUCCCUGUGGUAGAUCUUGAUGAUUAACAGUAAGUCACAAAUGAAAAUUAUUAUGUAAUCAAACUUUUCUGCACAUCUAAAAAUUCAUUGUCCAUUUUUUUUCUUGCUGUACUUACGCGAGUGAUAAAUGCACUUAAGUUUACGACUGAAGAAUGAUGAAAAAUCAUUAUUAAAUAAUCAUUUCAUAUGCGAUUUACUGAUGAUAACACGCCGCCAACGGGCACAUAGUAUAUACAUAUGUAACAUCAAAUAUUUGAAAGACCAACAAAGGUGCCAAAAAAACGUCAUUUAACUUUGUAAGAGAGAAAAAGUUAAAACACCAUUGAAAAUUUAACAAACGAAAGAAAAAUCAGCUCAACUUUUAAAAGCCAUUCCAAUCGAUGAUAUUAUUAUACAUAUUUACAAACAGCUUUAUAUUGAGAUUCGCAUUCAGUUGCAUACAUUUCGUUCUUAAGAGAAAAUGUGUUUACAAAAAAAAAAAAAAAAAACCAAAAAAAAAAAAAACCAUAAAGAAGAAAAACUAGCUCGUUAAAUUGUAAAAA